UAUCACGCGAGAAGCAUUCAACCAACAAAAAAACAGAGCCUGUACAGUCUAAACGCAUGCGUCUUCGAAUACUUCAGUAUGGAAACGAGAAUGGAAGAGGGUGCAGGUGAUACUGUGACGGAGUUACUAAAUGGGGUAGAUUUUGAAAAUAAUACACAUCAAAAGGGCAUUUCAAACGGAUAUGGACCGUACUCAGGAACUUUGACAAAUGGAUAUACGUGCAUCAAUAAGAAAAAUGGGUACACCAGAGGAAGACGUCAAAACGGGCAUGUGUUGGCAUCUUCCGAUGAGGAAUGUACCAGUAAAACCAUGAAGGGACCAAUAAAAAACGGUUACGUAAAAGCCGCUUCAGAAGAACCGCUACCAAAAACGCGAAUAAUUAAAGAAUCUUUCGAACCCCCAACCCUUCUAACAGCGGCUUUAACGCAUAUUAGCUUCUACAUUUUGAUGUUUCUUGGGUAUUUAAGUCAAGCAUUAUUCCCACCAAAAGUUGCAAAAGAAAAGAACCGAGAUGGUUAUUCACCGCUGUUUGAUAAAUUUUCCAGUUUUUAUUCAAUGUACGUUUAUAGAAGAAUACGUGAUUGCUGGAACUACCCAAUUUGUAGCGUGCCUGGUAAUGAAGUGGUUUUAAAGGAUCGCGUCACGAGGGACAACGGUUGGACCUUUGAGUUCACCGGCUCUAAAACCAAGUGUAUAAAUCUGGCAUCAUACAAUUAUCUAGGUUUUGCAGAGAAAUCGGGUCCUUGUGCUGAGGCGGCUAUCGAUUCCAUUUACAAAUAUGGUGUUACAACUGGAGGAACAAGGCAGCAAUACGGAACCUGUGAUUUACACGUAGAACUCGAAAAAUUAACAGCCGAAUUUUUGGGAGUAGAAGACGCAAUUACUUUUGGAAUGGGUUUCGCUACCAACGCUUUAAACAUACCCACUCUUUUAUCUCCCGGUUGCCUCGUUAUUAGCGAUGAAAAAAAUCACGCUUCGCUUAUUUUGGGCAUUCGUUUGCCAGGAGCUACGGUGAAGGUGUUUAAACACAACGACGUUCAACACUUAGAGGAAAUUCUCCGAGAGAAUAUCUAUAAGGGACAACCCAAUCAACCCAAAGGCGCGUAUAAACCCUGGAAGAAAAUUUUAAUAGUAGUAGAAGGCGUUUAUAGUAUGGAAGGCACCAUUGUUCGUUUACCUGAAAUCAUUGCACUUAAAAAGAAGUACAAAGCUUACUUAUAUUUAGAUGAAGCCCACAGCAUUGGGGCAAUGGGCAAACACGGCCGCGGCAUCGUAGAUUAUUUUGGAUGCGAUCCAAAAGAAAUAGAUAUAUUGAUGGGUACUUUCACCAAGAGUUUCGGCUCUGCUGGAGGUUAUAUAGCUGGAACCAAAGAAUUGAUAUCGUUUCUGAGAAAAAAUAGCUUUGCUUCAAAACAUGCCUGGGCAAUGGCACCACCAGUCGCUGCUCAGAUUAUAGCAGUUCUUAAAAUAUUGAUGGGCAAGGAUGGAACAAACGAAGGACAGAAGAGAAUCGAAACUCUCGCUAGAAACACGCGUUAUUUUAGAAAGAAGAUUGAACAGAUGGGAAUUAUUAUCCAUGGCAAUGACGAUUCACCAGUAGUUCCGAUUCUUGUUUACUUAUAUUCUAAAAUUGCGGCCAUGGUGCGAAUACUGAUUCAAGAAAAGAUUGCAACUGUCGGCGUUGGAUAUCCCGCUACACCGUUAAUGGAAGGAAGAAUCAGAAUAUGUUUAUCUGCAGCACAUACCAAAGAACAGUUAGAUUAUGCCUUGCAGGUGAUUGAGAAAGUAGCAAAUGAAUUAGGAUUGAAGUAUUCGCGGAAACCAAUCAAUUCUGAGCCCAUAGAAUAUGACAAAAUUAAGGUCUAUGAAGAUUAAGAAUUUCAAAUCAAAUAAUAGCUUAAUACAGUGUUUAAGUCAUGCUUGUUAAAAUUUUUGAUACAUAAGCAAAGUAUUUUUUUAUUGAAUUUUUGAUGAUUGAACACUUUUAUAAACUUUAUUAAAGUUUAUACAAAAGUUGCUACUAAAUUGUUCAUUACAAGUCUUUCAUACAAACAUUAUUUAUUUAAAAAAAAAGAACGUAUAACUUAAUAUUCACCUAAUGCUGGAGUUUUUAUAAGCCAUUCGUAGUUUCUUUUAUAUUUUGUUGAUCUUGCAUUUUGUGUUUUAUUCUAGUUCGUCUAGUAUUUCAGAAUUCUUCGUAUGAUAAGAUUCCACUGUGCUACUUACAGACAUGGUUCAGUAUUGUCAAAAUUUAAGAGGCACAUUAUUACAGUAUUACCGAAUUUCUGCUUUUAUAGUAUAUUGAUGACUUAAAACAUAUCAAGUAAUACCUACUUACUAUCAUAGAACUGCUUCAUAGAUUACUUACUAGAACAUUUAAAGCAGAAAAGUAAUAUAUGGCCUUGAAGUUUAUGUUUAGCACUUUAUUUUUUUAAUUACUUUAUUAUUUAUUGAUUUUGUGUUGUUCAUGUCAUAUUAUUACUAUUUAGAAUAUGUUUAUGGAAACGCAUUCCUGUUUUAUUUGUCUCCUUUGUGAUUCUACAUAUUUUUAUAUUUAAACUAUACUAUUCUCCAUUUCUGAGGCAAACAUUUGUUUUUAACACCUUGCUGUUAUUGUUACAAGAUUACAGAAAAAAUAAAUCUUUAUUAUAAAAGUUUAA
Molecule: messenger RNA, 2660 nt
Organism: Zophobas morio
Lineage: Eukaryota; Metazoa; Arthropoda; Insecta; Coleoptera; Tenebrionidae
Product: serine palmitoyltransferase 2-like
Exons: 7
Coding region: 79-1875 (598 amino acids)
Biological process (GO): sphingosine biosynthetic process; ceramide biosynthetic process
Cellular component (GO): serine palmitoyltransferase complex
Molecular function (GO): pyridoxal phosphate binding; serine C-palmitoyltransferase activity
Source: RefSeq, a predicted model, not a curated record